This is a messenger RNA of Molossus molossus (Pallas's mastiff bat), 2786 nucleotides long. It is a transcript of the gene DCLRE1C, whose product is annotated as DNA cross-link repair 1C. Gene Ontology annotation, molecular function: damaged DNA binding; 5'-3' DNA exonuclease activity. Lineage: Eukaryota; Metazoa; Chordata; Mammalia; Chiroptera; Molossidae. The record is from RefSeq and is a predicted model, not a curated record. The transcript is spliced from 15 exons. Gene Ontology annotation, biological process: protection from non-homologous end joining at telomere; double-strand break repair via nonhomologous end joining; interstrand cross-link repair. Bases 396 to 2096 code for a protein of 566 amino acids.
CCGAUUCGACAGGGAGAAUCUCAGGGCCCGCGCCUACUUCCUGUCCCAUUGCCACAAGGAUCACAUGAAAGGAUUAAGAGCCCCGGCCUUGAAAAGAAGGUUGGAGUGCAGAUGAGGAAACUGAGGAACCAGAGAGGUUAAAUUAGUUGCCCAAGGUCACACAGCCAGUAGGUGGCAGGACCAGGAUUUCAACCAGCUUGAAGGUUUACUUAUACUGUUCACCUGUUACUAAAGAGUUGUUGUUAACUAGCCCGAAGUACAGGUUUUGGGAGAAAAGAAUUAUAUCAAUUGAAAUUGAAACUCCUACCCAGAUAUCAUUAGUCGAUGAAGCAUCAGGCGAGAAGGAAGAGAUUGUUGUGACUCUCUUACCAGCUGGUCAUUGCCCAGGAUCAGUCAUGUUUUUAUUUCAGGGUGAUAAUGGAACUGUCUUGUACACAGGAGACUUCAGACUGGCCAAAGGAGAGGCUGCCAGAAUGGAGUUUCUGCACUGUGGUGGCAGAGUGAAAGACAUCCAAAGUGUGUACUUAGAUACUACUUUCUGUGAUCCAAAAUUUUAUCAAAUUCCUAGUCGGGGGGAGUGUCUGAGUGGAAUACUGGAGCUGGUUCGGAGCUGGAUCACGCGGAGUCCGUACCAUGUUGUGUGGCUGAACUGCAAAGCAGCUUACGGGUAUGAGUAUCUGUUCACCCACCUCAGUGAAGAAUUUGGACUCCAGGUUCACGUGGAUAAACUAGACAUGUUUCGAAACAUGCCUGACAUUCUUAAUCAUCUUACCACAGACCGCAACACUCAGAUCCAUGCAUGUCGCCAUCCAAAGGCAGAGGAAUAUUUUCAGUGGAAUAAGUUACCCUGUGGAAUUACUUCCAAAAAUAGAAUUCCGCUCCACACAAUCAGCAUUAAGCCAUCCACCAUGUGGUUUGGAGAAAGAACCAGAAAAACAAAUGUAAUUGUGAGGACUGGAGAGAGUUCAUACAGAGCUUGUUUUUCCUUUCACUCCUCCUACAGUGAGAUUACAGAUUUCUUGAGCUACAUCUGCCCUGUGAAUGCACAUCCAAAUGUCAUUCCAGUGGGUACAACUGUGGAUAAAGUUACAGAAAUCUUAAAGCCUUUAUGCCGAUCUUCCCAAAGCACUGAGCCAAAGUACAAACCACUCGGAAAACUGAAGAGAGCUAGAACAACUCACCUAGACUCUGAGGAGGAGGAGGAGGAUGACCUCUUUGAUGAUCCUCUGCCAGUACCUUUAAGGCACAAAGUUCCAAACCAGCAGACUCUUCACCCUAAAGUAUUUCCAAUGACGGCAGUAUCACAAAACCAGCCUGAAAAACUAGGACAAAGCACAGGAUGCAUCAAAGCAGAGAGCAUGAAAACCUCUCUUUGGGCAAACUUUAUAGAUUGUGAAGAAUCCAACAGUGAAAGUGAAGAAGAAUUACAAAUCCCAGCUUCAUUUCAAGGAGAUCCGAGUCCUCUCACACAUCACCAGCAAAAGGCUGAUGCAGAAGUACCACAGUGGGACGUAUUCUUUAAAAGAAAUGAUAACACCACAGAUGACGGUUUGGAAAACUUCCCUUCCUCCACAGGGGGCUCUCAGUCACCACAGCUUUCCAGUGACUCUGAUGGCGAGUCAACUCACAUCUCUUCUCAGAAUUCCUCUCAGUCCACACACAUCUCAGAACAAGGAAGUCAAGGCUGGGACAGCCAGUCUGACACUAUUUUGUUAUCUUCCCAAGAGAGAAAUAGUGGGGAUAUGACUUCCUUGAACAAAGGUGGCUAUAGACCAAAAAUCAAAGAGAAUCUUCCUGCCUCUCAGACAGAAAAAAAUAUACUUUUCCCAAAGAACACUUACUCUGAAGAUGUAAAUGUAGUCUCUAAUGUUGGAGAACCAACUACUGUGAAUAGUGGGAAACACAUACCUCAGGAAAGAAAGUUGCUAACUCUUAGCACCAAUGCAGAUUCACAGAGCUCCUCUGAUUUUGAAAUUCCCGCAACUCCAGAAGCUGAGCUACCUCAACAAGAGCAUUUACAGUAUUUAUAUGAGAAGCUAGCAACAGGUAAUGAUAUAGUACUUGAGAAGAGAAAAAGCUCACUGUUAGAUAUUUAGAAAUUCAUUCUAGAGCCACCACUAAAAAAACCUAUACAAAGAGGUAAUAGUCAAAAUCAUAAUAAAGAGGUUAAGUAGUCAAAGAUCUUAAUAAAUUUAAAUGCUCAUAUAACCUAAAUGGAGACCGUAAAGGGGAAACAGGAACAAAAAAAGAUAGAGGGGAAAAAAAAAGAAAACAAACAAGAUAUGGUAGGACUAAAUACAAACAGAUCAAUAAUUAAAUGAAAAUGGUCUAAACACAACAAUGAAAAGAUACGAAAAAUAAAAUGACCCAGCUAUAUGCUGUCUAUAAGCAACUCACUUCUUCACAUGAUAUAGGUUAGUUAAAAGUAAAAGGAUAAAGACGAUACACCAUGUAACACUACUUAAGAGACAGAUUGAAUGGCUAUAAAAGGUGCAGUUUACCAAGAAUAUACAAUUUUAAAUGUGCGUCUUUAACAGCAGCGUCAAAAUAUACAGGCAUACCUCAGAGAUAUUGCAGGUUUACUUCUAGACCACUGCAACAAUGCAAAAAUCACAAAGCAGGUCACAUGAAUUUUUUGGUUUCCCAAUGCACAUAAAAGUUGUUUACAUUCUAUUAAGUAUGCAAUACCAUUAUGUCAAAAAAACAAAAACAAAAACCCAGCAUACCUUACUUUGAAAAUACUUUGUUGCCCUGGCUGGUUUGGCUCAGCCGCUUAGAACAUUGGC